Messenger RNA from Musa acuminata subsp. malaccensis (wild Malaysian banana), 2101 nucleotides. Its product is annotated as probable U3 small nucleolar RNA-associated protein 7. Gene Ontology annotation, molecular function: protein binding. Gene Ontology annotation, biological process: maturation of SSU-rRNA from tricistronic rRNA transcript (SSU-rRNA, 5.8S rRNA, LSU-rRNA). The record is from RefSeq and is a predicted model, not a curated record. Lineage: Eukaryota; Viridiplantae; Streptophyta; Magnoliopsida; Zingiberales; Musaceae. Gene Ontology annotation, cellular component: nucleolus; 90S preribosome; small-subunit processome.
UUCGAUUCAAUAUGUAUGCUUGACUUAGUGUGGUGCUAAUUGGCCAGAUGGCGGCGAAUCAAGAAAUCAUGGAUAAAGAUCGAUUGGUUACUACAACCGAGCAGGAUAUGUCUGAUGAGUUGAACUUGAAAACAAGAAAAUAUUUACGUGGUGAUGGUGCUAACUUGGAGACUUUACGAGAUAAAAAGUUGAAGGGCCAGCUUGCUGUUAGGGAAAAAUUAUAUAGCCAGUCUGCAAAAGCUGCUGCCAAGGCAGAGAAGUGGCUAAUGCCUACAGAUGAAGGCUAUUUGGAACCUGAGGGUUUAGAGAAAACAUGGAUGGUCAAGCAGGAGUCUAUAAUUCAUGAAGUGGAUGUUAUAAGUUCAAGAAAGCCAUUCGAUAUGAUUUUACCUGAAUUAGGUCCAUAUAACCUCCAAUAUGCAUCAAGCGGACGCUAUAUGUUGGUGGGAGGACGUAAAGGCCACCUUGCUAUGAUGGAUAUGAUGAGUAUGGAUCUGAUCAAAGAGUUUCAGGUUAGGGAGACUGUUCGUGAUGUUGUUUUCUUACACAAUGAGCAAUUUUUUGCAGUGGCUCAGAAAAAGUAUCCGUAUAUAUACAACAGACAUGGUACAGAAAUACACUGUUUAGAGGAGCAUGGUGCACCUUUAAAGCUUCAAUUUUUGGACAAGCAUUUCCUCCUGGCAUCAGUAAACAAGUUUGCACAACUUCAUUACCAAGAUGUGAGCACGGGUGUGAUAGUUGCCAAUUACCGGACGGGUCUUGGCCGUACUGACGUUAUGCGGGUGAACCCUUAUAAUGCUGUCAUUGGUUUGGGCCACUCAGGUGGUAAAGUCACCAUGUGGAAGCCCACAAGUGUGAAACCCCUUGUCACUAUGCUGUGCCAUCAUGGUCCUGUCACUGCAGUUGCCUUCCACAGUGGAGGCCAACUAAUGGCCACAGCUGGCAUGGACCGCAAGAUCAAGUUGUGGGACCUCAGGAAGUUUGGUGUACUCAAUACAUACUCGGGGCAUGCUCAGACCAUGGACUUCAGCCAGAAGGGCUUACUUGCCAUUGGAUAUGGAUCUCGAGUUCAAGUAUGGAGAGACUCAGGGAAUCAGGAAUAUGAGAAGUAUAUGAGCCAUGCUAUGGUGAAGGGAUACCAAAUAGGAAAGGUCUCUUUCCGACCAUAUGAAGAUGUCUUGGGUAUUGGUCACUCAAUGGGCAUAUCUUCCAUACUUAUUCCAGGAUCUGGUGAGCCUAACUUUGAUACUUGGGUUGCAAACCCGUAUGAGACCACGAAGCAAAGGAGAGAGAAAGAGGUUCAUGCUCUUCUCGACAAGCUUCAGCCAGAGACCAUCAUGUUGGAGCCAAGCAAGAUCGGCACUGUGAGGCCACCAAGGAGAAAAGAAAGACCGACCAAAAAGGAGACUGAGGAGGAGAUGGAGACUGCGGUUGAGGCUGCCAAGAGCAUUACGUUCAAGAAGAAGACCAAGGGCAGGAACAAGCCAAGUAAGAGGGCAGCAAAGAAGGAAGAAGAGGUUUUCAAGGCGAAGAGGCCAUUCUUGGAGCAACAAAUGAACAAUGAUAGACCCUUGAAGAAACAACGAAUAGCGGAGGCUGAAUUGCCGAAAGCACUGCAGCGGUUUUCUCGUAAAAAGGUGUCAUGAUUUUGGGACGGGCAUUUCACUUGCAGCAAUCAAUAGCUACUUCGAUCGAACCCUGUUGGCAGUUCUGAAUUUGAGUUGAUAAUGGUUCCAAUCGCGAUUUGAAUUGGAUGGCCAAUCAUACCAGACUCUCUCGAUCCACCUGCAUUUGGAAAUUUGGUUUUCCUUUUGAUCUUUGUAAUUUAAUCAGCUCUGAUGCAGCUGGAAACUCUUAUUACCAUUUUGCUAGAUUUUAAUUAGAAUCAUCUCUUUUUUGGAAAAAAAAUUCUAAGAUAUGGAUCUUGAAGGAUGACCCUCUGAUGUGAGGACAAUGGUUGGGGAAGAGAUGGUGGGAUGUAGAUGGGCGGGUUCCCCUUUUCGGUGUUAUGAUGCAGCUUAAAUUUCUUUUAGGGUUUUCCUGAGUCAAAUGUGUUUAUACUUAUAAAGCUUCUGAGUUCUGAUCAUGAGUUAUUUUCUUC